This is a messenger RNA of Cajanus cajan (pigeon pea), 2068 nucleotides long. Its product is annotated as G protein alpha subunit 1. Gene Ontology annotation, cellular component: heterotrimeric G-protein complex; cytoplasm. Gene Ontology annotation, biological process: adenylate cyclase-modulating G protein-coupled receptor signaling pathway. NCBI's taxonomy places the organism in Eukaryota, Viridiplantae, Streptophyta, Magnoliopsida, Fabales, Fabaceae. The record is from RefSeq and is a predicted model, not a curated record. Gene Ontology annotation, molecular function: G-protein beta/gamma-subunit complex binding; guanyl nucleotide binding; G protein-coupled receptor binding.
UUUCCCAAGAAGACAUAUAGAAAAGUGAUAUAAUCGCUCUGCCUCGCUGUCUCUGUCUUUGACCGAACCCAAAGAAGAGGAAGAAGCCUUAGCAGCUUUCGGCGCUCUUUUUCUUUCCCUUCACCCUCUUCUUUGCUUCCAUUUCCUCAUAUCAUAUUCAUCUCUGUGUCCCUAUGACACACUAGUACUUGUUGUUUUGUGUACCCAUUAUUACCCACACACCCCAAAUACAAUUAAUAUCGUAAUCCAUUAUUUUAUUAUUAUUACCUUAAACUAAACAAAGAUAAAUUAUUGUUUUUUUAAUGUUGUGUUUUUUAUACUAGAGUCAUGUACCUUCCUGGUUUCUGCUCUCUAUGCAAUGAACAAAGCAACUGAAGUAGUUGCUUUUUAGCUUCAAGUUCAACAAUCUCUCAACCAACGCAUCAGUCAAAUCUAGCGGCAUAUCACAAAGAAAAGAAAAGAAUACCCUUUGCUUGUUUUCAGGUGAAAUCAAGUCCAUUAAUGCAUGUACGCAUUUGAGAAGGGCAUUGAAACACUGAUUUCUGGUGGAGCUUGACUAGUCAUCUUCUAUGCUGUCUUGUGUAACAGAAAAUAUGGGCUUACUCUGUAGCAGAAAUCGUCGUUACAAUGAUGCUGAUGCAGAAGAAAAUGCACAGGCUGCAGAGAUUGAAAGAAGAAUUGAGUUAGAAACAAAGGCCGAAAAGCAUAUUCAGAGACUUCUACUUCUUGGAGCUGGAGAGUCAGGGAAGUCCACAAUAUUUAAGCAGAUAAAACUUUUGUUUCAAACUGGCUUUGACGAGGCAGAACUAAAAAGCUACUUACCAGUCAUUCAUGCUAAUGUGUAUCAGACAAUAAAAUUACUGCAUGAUGGAUCAAAGGAGUUUGCCCAGAAUGAUGUUGAUUUCACAAAGUAUGCUAUAUCCAAUGAAAAUAAGGAAAUCGGGGAAAAGUUAUCAGAAAUUGGAGGCAGGCUGGAUUACCCAUAUCUCACCAAGGAACUUGCACAGGAAAUUGAGAAUCUGUGGAAGGAUCCUGCUAUUCAGGAGACAUAUGUCCGUGGUAGUGAGCUUCAAAUUCCAGAUUGUACUGAUUAUUUCAUGGAAAAUUUGCAAAGGCUAUCUGACACAAAUUAUGUUCCAACAAAGGAGGAUGUUUUGUAUGCAAGAGUGCGUACCACUGGUGUUGUAGAGAUUCAGUUCAGCCCUGUUGGGGAAAAUAAGAAAAGUGGUGAAGUCUAUAGACUCUUUGAUGUUGGCGGACAGAGAAAUGAGAGGAGGAAAUGGAUCCAUUUGUUUGAAGGAGUGUCGGCUGUAAUAUUCUGUGCUGCAAUUAGCGAGUAUGAUCAAACACUUUUUGAGGAUGAAAACAGAAACAGAAUGAUGGAGACUAAGGAACUUUUCGAGUGGGUCCUGAAGCAACCGUGUUUUGAGAAAACAUCCUUCAUGUUAUUCUUAAACAAGUUUGACAUAUUUGAGAAGAAGAUCCUGAAAGUUCCACUUAAUGUAUGUGAGUGGUUCAAAGAUUACCAACCGGUUUCAACAGGGAAACAAGAGAUUGAGCAUGCAUAUGAGUUUGUAAAGAAAAAAUUUGAGGAAUCAUAUUUCCAGAGCACUGCACCGGAUCGCGUAGACCGAGUCUUUAAGAUCUACCGGACCACUGCUCUUGAUCAGAAGGUAGUGAAGAAGACUUUCAAGCUUGUUGAUGAGACAUUGAGGCGAAGAAAUCUCUUAGAGGCUGGCAUGUUAUGAACCAUAUGUUAUAAAAGGGAUAACAAUAUUUUUACAUUGAAGAGGUGAUCAGAUUUUGGGUAUACUGGGGGUCAGGUAUACUACUACUACAUAUUAAAUCGAUUUGUUGAUUUUUAUUUCAAGUUAAAUCUUGUUGAAUGAGUGGGUGGAGAAGAAGACCCUCUCUUGUGGUUAAUCUCCACAUCCAUCUUCAAAGGGCAAAUUUGUUACUCAAGUUUCGAGAUUUCAUAUCAUGAUUUGUGAUAAUGUUUUUAUAGAUUGAAAGUCACUAAUCAUAUGAUAUAUUUCAUAUUUCAUGUUAGUGAUUAUAUUUUGUCUCA